Molecule: messenger RNA, 2418 nt
Organism: Penicillium verrucosum
Lineage: Eukaryota; Fungi; Ascomycota; Eurotiomycetes; Eurotiales; Aspergillaceae
Exons: 3
Coding region: 1-2418 (805 amino acids)
Source: RefSeq, a predicted model, not a curated record
AUGUUUGACGCAACACUCAAAUUGUCGUCCAAUCCGCAAUUUUACCGACCAUUCUUAGAGGUGUCUCGACACGCUGGAAAAGCGUCUGACGAAGCCCACGACUCUUACGACCCAUCAACGUUAACGACCUUUGCGCGGCAACGCCAGCCGACUGUUCAACGACCUUCUUCUGCUUCAGCCGAUUCCCAAUUGAGACCCUCGAGCGCUUCUGACUCCCAGCGCCUCUUACGUCGUAUCCCUCGCCAGAGAGAAGUCAACCAAUCACUCCACCGUCGAGCGGUCUCUUCACGCGCCCCGGUUCCACACCCCAAUCGACCUCAGCCGGCGCGUACAACCCCGGUCUCUGUACCACACCCUCCAGCCAGUGGCAUCGCACACCUACGUCCGGCCCUUUCCGAAGCGGAGACCGACGACAACGGGUCUACCAUUGACGACCCGUACCAGCUCCUCAAUACCUCAUACUGGCCGCAGCGAACCACCGGAGUCUCGUCGCGCACCGCAUCGGCAAUCCUUUUCGCCCUCGAGGAAGCUAUCCGUGGACCGCUACAGCUCUCCACCGACUGGGACGAGGUGAAUGCUUCUAUGUCAGACAUGGUAGGCGUCGCUGGCCCCGCUGGGCCUGUGGGCAAUAGCCGUGUUCAGAAUGGUGGAACCCGUGUUCCCCAGAACCCCAUCUCAGGGACAUCACAGCCACCGAGUGGGAUGAGGACACCUACAGAUAUAAUGAGACAACGCCGGGAUCGAGAGGCUCGCCGCAAAGCGGAGCACGAGGCCCGAGAGAGGGAACAGGAGGAAUUGGAACAACAACAACUGGAGCAAGAACAACAGGCCCAAGCUGAGGCUCAGGCCCAGAAACAGACCCAGGCCCAAGCUCAAGCUCAACAGUACGCCGCUGGCGUUGCCGCCGAAAAUGCCUCCCAAUCAAGAAUUAGAGCCCCACGACCAACAAGGGGCCCCGAAGGACAGCCCCAGGCCAUGCCUGUCGCUUCAGGGCCACCGUCCGGUUACCGACUAGCAGCAGCAGAUGUUGCGCCGAGCACCCGACCAUCAGAAUACCAGACCGCACCACCAACUGCUACGACGGGGCAUGUGGCUAACCAGCCACGGCCGACACAAGGAACUGGUCAACAGCCUCAACACGGUCGCUCGCAAAGUGCGGCAGAAGUUGGAGGCCAACCUAGACCUAGUGGGUUCUCCAAAUCCGCCCAGGGCCUACCCGCAGGACAGCCCGGUGCUCCCCAAACCCUUCAGCAGCCGAAACGAGUUGGGUUUCCGCAUGCAUUCGAGCGAUGGGAAACGCUGUCUUCACACUGGGAGGGUCUCACCAGCUAUUGGAUGCGUAAGCUCGAACAAAACAAUGACGAUCUAGAGCGUGAUCCCCUGAGCCAACAAUUGGCUCGACAGAUCACAGACUUAUCUGCUGCGGGUGCCAACUUAUUCCAUGCGGUGGUUGAACUGCAACGCCUACGAGCGUCCUCCGAACGCAAGUUCCAGCGCUGGUUUUUCGACACCCGUGCUGAGCAAGAACGCUCAAAGGAAGUGCAGGCUGACCUAGACCGCCAGCUUAAAGAAGAGCGACAAGGCCGAGCUGAUGCCUUUUCUGCCGCCCAGCAAUCCGAAAAGGACAAAAUUAAGGCCGAGGAACUGCUGAAAGAGAUGCGCCGCGAGCUUCAAAUCUCCAAGGAGGAGGCACGUCGUGCCUGGGAGGAGCUUGGCCGCCGUGAACAAGAAGAGCGAGACCGAACCAACUCCCUACGCAAUGGAGAGCCCACGCUCGUUGGAGGCGUUCAGGUUGUACCUAUGGUUUCUGGCCUCCCUAGUCGCCACACCACGCGCCCACAGACCCGCGAGGGCCCAUACCCAGGCGACCCUACAGCCACAGCCACGGGCACCGACGCGUAUCACGGCAACUCCGCAGGAAGCGCCGGCGGACAAUAUUACGAAGAUGGCACGCCCAUGUCUCCCACAGGAUCCGACCCUUUCAUCGAACCCAAAAAGGUUGACCCACCUACCUCAAAAGCCCCAUACCCGCGUCCACUGUAUGAACAUGAAAAUACAACCGUGCCAUACCCAGGACCCGCCACUUCAGAGCCCGACGCGCGCUCCUACGUCGGCAGCAGUGAAGCGGGCGACGAUGAAUAUGCCCACUACUCCCACGACCCUCAUGGCAACUCCUUAAGCUACCCACCUGGCCCCCUUCAGAGGGAAGCGAGGACGCCCACCUCCGCUGCGGACUACAGCGGCGCCGGCUGGGGUCCUGGCACUGGAUGGGAGUCUGUGACACCGCGCCAUCGCCACCCCACGCGCCUGAGUGAUGUCCUUGAGGAAGAUGAGCCAAGUCGCACGAAUCCCAGUCGCGCUAGUUUGGCUAGUCGCAGCCAGGCGAGCCGUAGCCAGGCCAGUCGGAGCAUUCUUUAA